Geodia barretti is the source of this 393-nucleotide messenger RNA. The record is from the annotation of a GenBank genome assembly. NCBI's taxonomy places the organism in Eukaryota, Metazoa, Porifera, Demospongiae, Tetractinellida, Geodiidae.
AUGAACAAGUUCGCGAAACAACCGAAACUCCUCAAGAAACAUCCCAACGCCUUUCAGGUAGAGUGGAAGGACGGACAUGUCAGUUGGUAUCCGUACGUCUAUCUCCGACAGAUGUGUCCGUGCGCUGAAUGUGCUAUCAUCCGGCACAAAGGCAGGGAUGUCCAUUCCCUCUUUGCCCCACAAGGCGACGGAGAUAUAACCCUCAUUGAGGUUUCAGACGAUAUUCAACCCCUUGACAUCCAGUUAGUCGGUCGUUACGCGCUCCAAUUCAGUUGGAACGAUGGACACGAUACCGGCAUCUACCCAUUUGAAGCCCUGCGCGAGACGUGUCCGUGUCCAGAAUGUGCACCCCUUUAUGAAAAGCCACUUAUUCAAACGGAGGAAGAAAACUGA